Canis lupus familiaris (dog) is the source of this 2730-nucleotide messenger RNA. It is a transcript of the gene SHQ1, whose product is annotated as SHQ1, H/ACA ribonucleoprotein assembly factor. Gene Ontology annotation, biological process: box H/ACA snoRNP assembly. Gene Ontology annotation, cellular component: cytoplasm; nucleoplasm. The record is from RefSeq and is a predicted model, not a curated record. The coding region runs from base 96 to 1835 and encodes 579 amino acids. The transcript has 11 exons. Lineage: Eukaryota; Metazoa; Chordata; Mammalia; Carnivora; Canidae.
CCUUCUGGUGCCGGAAGCGCGCUGGCUGGCCGGCCGGCAGGCUGGGUGCCGGCGGCGUGGGGACUGACUGGAGCGGCCUGGGCGCCUGAGUCGGCAUGCUGACCCCUGCGUUCGACCUCAGCCAGGACCCGGCCUUCCUCACGGUCGCCAUCCGCGUGCCCUACGCCCGGGUCUCGGAGUUCGACGUGUACUUCGAGGGGGUGGACUUCAGGUUCUACGCCAAGCCGUACUUCCUCAGAUUGACCCUUCCUGGAAGAGUUGUGGAAAAUGGAAGUGAACAAGGAUCCUAUGAUGCAGAUAAAGGAAUUUUUACCAUUCGAUUGCCCAAAGAGACUCCUGGCCAGCAUUUUGAGGGGCUGAACAUGUUAACUGCUCUUCUGGCACCAAGAAAAUCCAGGACUGCAAAACCACUUGUGGAAGAAAUAGGUGCAUCUGAGGUUUCUGAGGAAAGAGUAGAAGAGGAGGAUGAAGAGUUUGACUGGGAAAUUGAACAGUCCCCCUAUGAAGAGGCAUCGGAAAGUGCUCUGAAUCCGCAGUACCACUAUGGCUUUGGAAACUUAAGAUCUGGAGUGUUUCAGCGGUUGCAGGAUGAAUUGAGUGAUGUUAUUGAUAUUAAGGACCCAGAUUUCACUCCUGCAGCUGAACGAAGGCAGAAGCGCUUGGCUGCUGAGCUGGCCAAAUUUGAUCCUGAUCAUUAUCUAGCUGACUUUUUUGAAGAUGAGGCUGUUGAACAGGUUUUGAAGUAUAAUCCUUGGUGGACUGAUACAUAUACAGAAAUGAUGGCCUCUUUGGGAAAGAGUCAGGAGCAAGAAAAUCAUGCUGCAUUAGUAUCUUUUUCUGAAGAAGAGAAAUACCAGCUGCGAAAAUUUGUCAAUAAAUCUUACCUACUGGACAAGAGAGCUCAUCGCCAAGUAUACUACGGUUUGAUUGAUAUCUUGCUGGCAUAUUGCUAUGAAACUUGUGUCACUGAAGGAGAGAGGAAUGUUGAAUCUGCAUGGAAUAUUAGAAAACUGAGUUCCACACUCUGCUGGUUUGAGACUUGGACCAAUGUUCAUGAAAUCCUUGUGUCUUUUGGAAGAAGAGUUUUGUGCUACCCACUUUAUCGCCACUUCAAGCUGGUGAUGAAAGCCUACAGAGACACUAUAAAGAUAUUGCAACUGGGUAAAAGUGCAGUCUUAAAGUGUCUACUGGAUGUUCACAAAAUUUUUCAGGAAAACGACCCCGCUUAUAUUCUGAACGAUCUCUACAUCUCAGACUACUGUGUGUGGAUUCAAAAAGCCAAGUCCAGCAAGUUGGCAGCUCUUGCAGAAGCCUUAAAGGAAGCAUCCCUGACAAAGGCCCAGCUGGGACUGGAACUGGAAGAACUGGAAGCUGCAGCUUUUCUUGUGCAGGAGGAAGAAACAGCAUUAAAAGCAGCCCGCUCCAUUUCCAGGCAGCAGACACCUUCCUCCAGUCCCGAGGCAAGUGAUUCAGAGGAAUCAGACAGCACCAGCGAAUCUGAAACCGAAGGCUUGGACUCCGAGCAAGGGGAGCUCACGGGUAGUAAAUCUGAGACCGUAGAUCCCUCACGAGGUCCCUCUUUUGAGGCAGGCAGUGCCCUGCUUAUUGAUGACAGUGGGGUGUGCAGAAACUCAGCCAUCGGGACAUCUGGUGGUAGUCCGGGCAAGCCACCUGCCUCCUCCUGUGCUCUUGGAGGGUCCCGGCCGCUGAUAGAGGAGCUCAGAGAGCAACUGAACUCAACAGUUCAAGUUUCUGAACCCGAAGACUCUGCUGCUGGAAGCCACAGCUGCGUGCAGGGCAGAGUCAAUGGGCAGACACCAAGUGACAGACUCUGAGUGGUUUUCUCCACUAUUGAGAAUUAUGUCAGAUUUGGUUUUCUUCACUGAAUGAUAAUUCUUCAUUUUCACUUUGUCGUCCUUCUUAGUGUAUACAACACUGUUUUUCAGUGAGCUGAUGUUGAUACCUGUUGGUUCCUUAGUACAACUUUAUAAAAUAAAGUUUUAAAGUAUUUUUACCAAAAUGUCAUUAAUAUUGAAGAUGAAAUAACAGUUCAGCUGGAAUCCCUAGAAUGUAGAGCUCAUCAAUAUGUUUUUUCUUCAGAUUUUAUUUUUAAGUAACCUCUAUCUAUACCCAAAGUGGGGCUUGAACUCACAACCUUGAGUCACAUGUUUUACCAGCCAGCCAGGCAUCCCUAGCCACCUCUCCUACCCCCCAUUAAUAUUUUAGGAGCCUCACCCAGGUAUACUUGACAUACAGUAAACUGCAUGUAUUUAAAGUGUACAGUGUGGUAAGUGUUGACAUCUGUAUGCACAAAAAUGAAAUUAUCACUGCCGCCAAGAUUCUGUACUUACCCAUCAUUUCCAAGUGUCCUCAUCCCCCUUUAUUAUCCUGCUCCCCUACCCCAACAUACCACCCACUCCUCCAUUCCCCAGCAAGCACUGAUUUGCUCUGACACUGUACAUUAGUUUGCAUCUCCUAGGAUUUAAUAUAAUUGAAUUGUGUAAUAUGUACCCUCUUAAAAAUUAGGCUUAUUUCACUCACUAUAAUUAUUUUCAGAUUUGUCGAUGCAGUAUGUGUUCAAGAGGGCUUUUUUUAAAAGCUUUUUGUUUUUUUCCGUAUCUGAUUAGUAUCUGAUUAGAUAGAUUUUUCCAUCCACCUACUGAUGGACAUUUGGGUUGUUUCCAGCUUUUGGCUGUCACAAAUAAAGCUGUUAUGAACAUUUGUGUGCAA